AUGGAGAAGUUCACUCCUGAAAGCUUUCAACCUCUGUGCGUGCUCAUCGAGGAGAAACUGGACGAGAUCUUGCGCAAGCUCACCACCCGCCACCAGGCCAAAACCGGCCUCAACGGACUUCACGCAAGCCCGGGCUUCCUUGGCACACUUUUAUCAUUCGUCUCCUCUGACAAUCAGCUGAUGCCCGCCUCACACCGCCGGCAUCUACCUCAAGAACUUCACCCGGGACUCCUACAACGGCCAGACCAGCCUCACAAAGACCGCCAACCAUCAGCCCAAUAUAUCCGAGCACAAUUGAGCCUUCCUCAAGCAGCUCAUCCUCCAUGCACUUGCCUCAAUCUGUUGCCCCAGACAGUCAAGCUCAUCAGCUCAAGUGACUUAUUGUUCCCGGUUCCCUCUAGUAUCAGCACCAACUUUCUGGAUGCGCUCUCCCAAUAUCCCGGCAAAAGUCUUGAAUGCCCUUGGUCCGCACGCCAUCUGCCAUCUGCCUUCCCCCUCAACCAUCACCUGAGCCUGCGACUCGCCCAGCGCCUUACUGCCAGCCGCCCACCACUCGGUGGCAACACAGGCCCGUCUACCAAGUCCCAGUCCUUCGACAUGCGUACUCUCAGCCGGCCCAUCCAUUGGCAUGUCUGCUUGGCCGCCAUUCUUCUCACACUCUCAGUUGCACAUCCCUCCGUCUCCAAGCCACACCAGCAGCAAGUUCUUGGCCAGCCGCUCAACCAUUGCGAGCCGCCGCCCAAUACUUCUGCUGGGCCAAAAGAUCCUAGCCCCAAUCCCAACAAUGAUCUUCUCCGGACCGCUCUCUCAGCCCAUCACCCACCCAACACCCAAUCAGGAUUCAGCCCCUCACCUCUACCUCAAUCAAUUGAACGGCUACCUCUGACCAACUUGGGCAACCUCACAGACCCCUUCGCAGGCCGACGGCCCAGGUCAGCUCCACCUGUAUCCAGCGUGGCCCUCUUCGCACCCCUCCCCAGUCCGCAUCCCUCACAUCCACAGCAACUCCUCUCCACACUUGCUGCUCAGCAGUACUGUUGUCGCAAAGAUCUCGCCCAAACCACUACCACCGCUGGUAGUAAUUGGGCCCCUGCCAAACCCGAGAUCAAUCUUGCCAAUUUUCUCUCUGGGGUCUUGAUGAGAGAAGCUGCCUUGCUUGAAUGGCUUUAA
Molecule: messenger RNA, 1170 nt
Organism: Puccinia triticina
Lineage: Eukaryota; Fungi; Basidiomycota; Pucciniomycetes; Pucciniales; Pucciniaceae
Exons: 4
Coding region: 1-1170 (389 amino acids)
Source: RefSeq, a predicted model, not a curated record